AUGACCCCGGGCCUCGCACGGCUCCUUAGAUCACCGUGGGGACUUGGUGUCGAUCACCCCUGUGUCUCUUUUCAACCCCCCCUCACCCCCCCUCCCCCCCUCCCCGCGUAUUCCCCCUUCCUCCCCCUUCCCCCCCUUCCCCCUCCUCCCCCCUCCCCUCCUCAGAUCACUCCACAUGCCUGCCAGCACAGAGUGAAAGCGAUGAUAGGAGGGCGGCAGCAUGGGUCGUGCAUGGCAGCAACUGUGCACUACAAGGUGGUCACAGAGGAGAUGCCGCUCACCCUCGCUGCUUACAUCCGGGACCGUGCAGGGCAUGACAGGCGCACGAGUGGACUCACCUCCCUCACCGUGCUGGAGGCGAGCCGUUGCCGCUGCAGGAGUGGGAGUGCAGAGACACGGAGUCGAGGAGCUGCGAUUGGUUGA
Molecule: messenger RNA, 423 nt
Organism: Closterium sp. Naga37s-1
Lineage: Eukaryota; Viridiplantae; Streptophyta; Zygnematophyceae; Desmidiales; Closteriaceae
Source: the annotation of a GenBank genome assembly